AUGGCCCGCCUCAAGCUCUAUGUAACGGGUUCGGCCGUCAUGGCCAACAUGGUGCUUGCACGCGCCUACUACGAGCGUCCCAACUUCUACUCGGCUGCCGUCUACAUCUCGCAGAGCACCGGCUCCCUCAUGUUCCUGGUCAACCUGAUGCUCAUUGUAGCGGCAAGCGUCGGAUACGGGCUUCAGCGCCUCUUCUACGGCCCGCUGCGCCCUAUCGAGACGGAGCAACUGUACGACAAGGCCUGGUUUGCUGUCAGCGAGACACUGCUGGCCAUGACCAUCUUCAGAGACGACAUCGGCUUGUGGUUCUUCACCAUGUUCCUUUGCCUCUUGGCUGGCAAGGUGUGGCAGUGGAUCGGGGAGGGCAGAGUCGAGUUCCUCGAGCAACAGCCGCCUGCAAAUCCACGACUCUUUCACGCUCGCCUAGCCAGCUCCCUGCUCAUUUCCGUCUUCUUCGACGUCUUCAUGACACACUACUGUGUGACCUCGAUCCUCUCAGCAGCGCGACCAGGUGUAAUGGUCAUGUUCGGAUUCGAAUACGUCCUACUCACCAUCGCCUCGACGUCGACUCUCAUGCGCUACGGCCUGUCGCUUGUUGAGCUCGCCAUCACACAACGUCAAGAGAAUGCGAGAGACGAGGCACGAACGCUCGCAAGGGAACAAGCGCGUCAACAGGCUGCUGCUGACGGUGCCGAAGCGCCUGCCGAGGUUGAAGACGAUGAAGACGAGGUCGAUGUUCCUGGCUGGGAAGACAAGGGCCGCUGGGUGUUCUACCUGGAUCUCGCCACCGACUUCGUCAAAGCCUCGGUCUACUUGGGUUUCUUCACAGUUCUCAUGACCUUCUACGGCAUCCCCAUCCACAUUAUGCGCGAUCUCUUCAUGUCUAUCCGUUCGCUGGUCAAGCGCAUCAACGACUUUAUCCAGUACCGAAAUGCGACACGCGACAUGAACACCCGUUACCCAGACGCCACGGGAGACGACCUGAGUCGAGAGAACAUCUGCAUUGUCUGCCGCGAGGAGAUGCGACCCUGGACUCCGCCAGGCGCACAAGGUGCACAGCCGGGGCGGAGGGUGGACGAGCGACAAAGACCAAAGAAGCUGCCAUGUGGACACAUCCUGCACUUCGGCUGCUUAAGGAGCUGGCUCGAACGACAACAGGUCUGCCCGACUUGCCGACGACCUGUGCUUGGUGAGCCAGCAGCUCAACCUACCCAACCCAACAAUGCAGCGAACCCAGCACCACAGAACCAGCAGAACUUCCCGAACGCGCCAUUCCAGGGAGUGUUGCGCGGAUUUCUGCCAGGCAAUGCGCAGCAGGCUCCUGCUAAUCAGGGUCAACCUGGCGCGCCAGCUCCGCAGAACGCACAGCAGAACAGGCCUGCAGGCAACAUGCGCGUCUUCAACUUUGGGCCUUUUCGGGUCGCUCUGGGGAACCUUCGUCUACCCGCAGAACAAGCAGGCAAUCCAGACAACGUGCGGAACGCUAUUGACCAGCUGCGCCAACAGGCCGACGCAGGACAAGCUCCCCAAGCGUCUGCUCACUUGCAGCAGCAGGAACAGGCUCAAACCCAGCCCCUGCUUUCCAAUGCGGCCUUCAGCAUUCCCACAAAUCAGAUGGGGGCUGCUCUCGCACAGCAGCCUUCCGACAUUCGGUACGACAUACUGCGUAUCCAGCAACACAUCAUCCAUCAGCUCCGUCAACUGAACGUGCAAAACGAGCAGCUGGAAGUGACUUCAAGGCUUCUUGUUGAGUUGAACCGCCUGAACGCCUUGUCCGCUACUGGGCAGCAAUCACCUCCUGUUGCUCCGCUGGAACCGCAGAGUGCGAGCUCGUUCGCACCACAAGCAUACUUUUCCAGAGGCGAAGUGUUGAGGCAGGGCGACGCCCGAGUUCCCGAGGGCCUGACGCUACCAGAAGGGUGGACGUUGAGACCUAUGGCACUCGCAGCGCAACCAGGCCAAGAGAACGCACUGGCCUCGUUGUCGCAGCACCCGCAACCGGUGCCAGCAUCUGCAACACCAGCACCUGCAAUACCAGCACCUGCAAUACCAGCGUCGGCGGGACCAGAAGCUCAGCCAGAAGAACCUCAACCACAAGCAGAGUCCGCGCAGGUGCAGCCUAAGCCUACGCCUACUGCAGCAACAACGGCCCCGACAGCUUCAGUCUCAACUUCAGGAGCGUCACCCAAAGCCGCUGAACCCAGUUCGCUUGAGUCGAGCUGGAGCUUCGGUAAUCUACCCGAGCGAAAUGAGGCGAAUGGUUCAACCUCCGCGGUCGCAGGGGGCAGCUCAGAAGGCCAGAAUGUGACAAAGCGGGCAGUUACUGUGGAAGAUGCCGAAGACAACGAACAGUGA
Ascochyta rabiei is the source of this 2355-nucleotide messenger RNA. RefSeq names its product RING-type E3 ubiquitin transferase. The transcript has 2 exons. The record is from RefSeq and is a predicted model, not a curated record. Lineage: Eukaryota; Fungi; Ascomycota; Dothideomycetes; Pleosporales; Didymellaceae. Bases 1 to 2355 code for a protein of 784 amino acids. Gene Ontology annotation, cellular component: cytoplasm.